GCACCCUGCUACACUUCCCUGUCGUGAGGUUGGCGUGCAGACGGUGGAGCUGAAGCAAGUUGGUCAUCAUGCAGGUGCUCCUCCAGUGCAGUAGGCUUGUCCUGGCUCUCGCCUUCAUCCUGAUUUUGGGUUCUUCAGUUCAAGGUUCUCCUGUGCGGAAAGCCAGAUACCAGUGGGUACGCUGCAAUCCUGACAGCAAUUCUGCAAACUGCAUUGAUGAAAAGGGACCAGAGUUCGAUCUACUUCCAGGUGAAUACAACAGAAUCCUACCUCCAAGGACUGACCCUUUUUCAAUGAUGAAAUCCAGGAACUUGAAUGAUGUCUUCCCUCUUUCUGAGGACUUUUCAGGAUCAGGCUCUGGAAGUGGCUCUGGAAGUGGCUUCCUACGUGAAAUCGAACAGGAAUACCAACCACUAGAAGAAAACGAUGCUUUUUAUUACAACUUUAGGUCUCUGGAGAGAAAUUUGCCCUCAGACAACCAGGACUUGGGUCAGAAUGGACCAGAAGAGGAUUUUACUAUAUAAAAGAGAGGGUUUCCCAGCUUGACACCAGGCAAUGUAUUUGUGUACCAUGGUUAAAUGAUUAAUUUGAGGACAAAAAGCUUUAUAGAAAAUUUAAAACAUCUGAAAAGGAA
Messenger RNA from Lagenorhynchus albirostris (white-beaked dolphin), 634 nucleotides. RefSeq names its product serglycin (gene SRGN). The coding region runs from base 69 to 524 and encodes 151 amino acids. The transcript is spliced from 3 exons. Gene Ontology annotation, biological process: negative regulation of bone mineralization; secretory granule organization. Lineage: Eukaryota; Metazoa; Chordata; Mammalia; Artiodactyla; Delphinidae. The record is from RefSeq and is a predicted model, not a curated record. Gene Ontology annotation, cellular component: secretory granule.